Messenger RNA from Cadophora gregata, 564 nucleotides. RefSeq lists its product as uncharacterized. The transcript has 2 exons. Lineage: Eukaryota; Fungi; Ascomycota; Leotiomycetes; Helotiales; Ploettnerulaceae. The record is from RefSeq and is a predicted model, not a curated record. Bases 1 to 564 code for a protein of 187 amino acids. Gene Ontology annotation, biological process: mitotic spindle organization. Gene Ontology annotation, molecular function: dynein complex binding. Gene Ontology annotation, cellular component: dynactin complex.
AUGUCAAGCAAACGAGCAUCCAUGAUGCCCCCUCCUCCAAAGCCUCCAACCAAGCUAUCUUCUUCUCUUGUCAUUGCAGAUCAGGCUGUGUUGACGGGCACACACCUCAUAACCCUCGACGCUAACACCGUCAUCCACCCACGAACGAAGCUCAAUUCCGGAUAUGCUCCAAUACAUGUGGGAAGCAACUGCAUUAUUAGCGAACGGGGUCAAAUCGGUCUACAAAGCGACCCACCAGAUGAUGACGAAUAUGGUGUGACCAUUGAAAAUGGCGUUGUGAUAGAGGUCGGAGCUGUGGUGGAAGCACGGACUAUUGGAGAAGGGUCUAUCAUUGAAGUCAACGCCAAGAUUGGAAAGGGAGCUGUCAUUGGCAAGCAUUGUAAAGUUGGUCCACUAUGUGAGGUUGCAGAAGGAGAAGUUCUACCUGAUUUUACCGUGCUUUACGGUAACGGUGUGCGACGUUUGGACACCAGCGGGGCUGAGGAAUUGAAACUGAGGAUGGUUGCAAAGCAGGUAGAGGUAUUGCGGAAGCUUAUACCAAGCAACUUAGCCAAGUUUCAAUGA